AAAUAGAAAGUGAGAGAGGAUUGAUUGCGUCGUGGCGAUUCUCUGUAAAAAAAAAAAAGUCGCCGCCGGAGAAUCUGAGCUCUCACCGAUCGUUUUCCCCCGCCGCAAUUUUUGUGCUUUCCCGGCGAUCCGCUCCGUCCCUCACCUUACAUUCGUUGCGGUCUUACCCUCUCUCUCCAUCUCUCCAAUUUUGAAUUUUCCUACACUUGUCCAGAGAAAAAUUUCUACGGCAAGACACGAGUUUUGUUUAGUUUCUGGUAACAAGACUCAGUUACAGCUUCACCCACCUUGUAAAGGUUUAGACUUUAGUCGAAUAGAGUAGUUUUGAGUGAGAGACAGUUUUGGUAGAAGAGAGGGUGUGUAAAUGGGAGACAUGACUUGGGUUGAGGAGGGUAACAGCCACUUGACUAGCUCGAGGAAAAGGAAAGCUAGACCUAAGCGUUUCGAGUUCAUAGGAUGGGGUUCAAGACAGCUCAUCGAGUUUCUCCACUCCCUCGGCAAAGACACAACCACCAAGAUCUCACGGUUCGAGGUUAGCGAGGCUAUCUCAAGGUACAUUGCUGAGAACGGUCUCAUAGAUUCCUCAAACAAGAAGAAAGUCGCGUGCGACCAUAGGCUGAUGUCGCUUUUCGGGGCUAAGACGAUACUGAGGAUCAAGGUCUAUGAUCUGCUGGAGAAGCAUUACGAGGAGAAUCAGGAUGAUGCGGAUUUUGAUUAUCUGUAUGAGGAUGAGGCGCAGAUCGUGAGUCGUUCGGAGAAGGUGGUUAAGAUAAGGAAGGUUGUUGAGAAGAAGCCUAGAGGUGUUUUUGCGAAGAUGGUGAGUGAGAAUGUUAAGAUGGUCUAUUUGAGGAAGAGUUUGGUUCAGGAGCUGGUUAAGAAGUCUCAGUACGCCUUUGAGGGUAAAGUGCUGGGGAGUUUUGUGAGGAUUAGGUCUGACCCUAAUGAUUACCUUCAGAACAAUCCUUAUCAGCUUGUUCAGGUCACAGGCGUGAAGAAGGAGCCUGGGACUGAUGGUUUUCUUCUUCAGGUUACAAAUUGUGUAAAAGAGGUUUCUAUCUCUAUGCUAUCUGAUGAUGAUUUCUCCAAGGAGGAAUGUGAAGAUUUGCAUCAGAGAAUAAAGAACGGUUCUCUUAAGCAGCCCACAAUUGUGGAGAUGGAAGAAAAGGCUCGAAGUUUACAUGAAGAUCAGACAAAACACUGGCUUGGAAGAGAAUUGGCAUCGUUACAAAAGCGUAUUGCUCAAGCCACUGAGAAGGGAUGGCGAAGAGAGCUGUCUGAGUAUCUGGAAAAAAGAGAGCUUCUUCAGACUCCAGAAGAACAGUCCCGGCUACUCCGUGAACUUCCGGAAGUUAUUGGAGAGGAACUUGUACCAAACCCUGAAGCGUCCCCUGAGGCUCAUAAGAGUGACAACGAACAACGGUUGAGCGAAUCUCCAAUAUCAAGCAUCCAAGAAACCCCAGAAGUCCGCAACCUCUUUGGUGGAGACGAUCAGCAGUGUUAUAAUGGUUUUCUGAUGUCAAACACCAUCACAACUCCGGGAAUCACGUCUCAUGCGGUGGACUUGCUAACAUGGACUGCUUCUGCAGGUGAUGAAUCUCUUCAUGUAGAUGUAGAGCAGCCAGCAAAUGGCAUCACUGGAGAAGAAGAAACGCAGACUAAAGAGCCUGAAGUGUCUCAGCUUCAGUCAAGCACACCAGUAACGAAUCACAACAACGGAUCUCAAGCUCAACCGAAUCCAUCAGAGAUAAUAGAGCUUAGCGAUGGCGAUGAAGACGAGAACUGUGGUGAUGGAGAGACUCUAGACCCAACAGUUGAACAUGUUCAGGUUCUGAGUUCUCCUCCAUCCUCUGCUUGCCUAUCUGACAAGAAAAGGAAAAGGGACAGGCGUACACCAUACGAUAGAGAGAAGGCAAGCUGGCUAUACAAAGAUCCUCAGGGUGAUAUACAAGGACCUUUCUCUCUCACAGAACUCAAAGCUUGGAACGACGCAGAGUACUUCUACAAAGGCUUCAAGGUUUGGAUGACAGGACAGAGUCUGGACUCUGCAGUUUUGUUAACCGAUGUUCUUCGUCUGAGUUUAGCUAAUGGAAGUACCUGAAGAGAGUGAAGACUAGAUUCAUUGAUCUUUAUUUGUCUUAAGAUUGCAAUAGGUUUUGCUUCUCCGUUUAAGUAAACUGCAAAUAAAAGAAAAACCGUAGUAGCAUUGUUGUGAUCUCAAAGUUAAGACCCGCUGAGAUGAACAGAUUGUUGUUUUAUCAAAUCAUUUAUUCUGCA
Molecule: messenger RNA, 2274 nt
Organism: Brassica oleracea var. oleracea
Lineage: Eukaryota; Viridiplantae; Streptophyta; Magnoliopsida; Brassicales; Brassicaceae
Exons: 7
Coding region: 365-2098 (577 amino acids)
Molecular function (GO): DNA binding; protein binding
Source: RefSeq, a predicted model, not a curated record